AUGAUGACAUCAUUUGCUCUCCUUUGUCUAUCAAUUGCUAUAAUUGAAUCCAUGGCAGGAAUUCUAGGAAAUGGAAUUAUCUUGGCUGCCAGUUCAUCAAGCUGCAUUGGGAGAAAAACAUGGCCCCCAUAUGAUAUGAUCGUGAUCUCUCUGAGUUCAUCUAGAUUAAUUUUGCAGUCAUGGACUACUCUGGAUUUAUUAAUGACUAUAUUUUAUGAACCCUCCAGUUAUAUCGAGCACGUGUUUGCAGUUUCGAAGACAAUUUUUACUGUUCUGAACUACUCCAGCCUCUGGUUUGGAGCCUGGCUUAGUGUCUUCUAUUGUAUCAAGGUUGCCAGUUUCACACAGUCUUUCUUCAUCUGGCUGAAGCAGAGAAUUGCCAGGCUCAUGCCCUGGAUGCUGCUCGGAUCAUGGGUCUGCUCCUUCACAGCAGCAAUUCCCUUCGCCUGGGAUGUCUACAGCGUGCAUGACAACUUCACUGCUCCUCUACCUAUGACAAAUUCUUCAGCAAUGAGAACCUCAAGGAAAGACAAUUUGGGUUUAUUAGCUCUUUUCUGUAAUGCUGGUAUAGGUAUGCCUUUAAUACUGUCUGUUGUUUCAAGUGUUCUGCUGAUUCAGUCUCUGUGGAUACACACCAGACGGAUGCAGCAAAAUGCAAGUGGCUUCAGGGACCCCAGCUUAGAGGCCCAUAUGAAAGCCAUCAAGUCAGUCUGUUCCUUCCUUAUCCUGUACAUCAUAUAUUUUAUUUGUGUGCAUGUCAUCUUAUUCCACAGCUUUUCACCUUUAAGCAAUGCAGAAACAAUCUUUCUUGUUUUAAUGAUUGCCUGUCCUACAGGACACUCCUUAGUCUUAAUUUGGAGCAAUCCAAAAUUUCAAGAGCUGCCAGCUAGGAUUUGGCACCGCAUUAACUGUCCUGCAUGUAAAACACAGUGGCUUAGCCUGGACUUUCUAGUAUAG
Molecule: messenger RNA, 957 nt
Organism: Catharus ustulatus (Swainson's thrush)
Lineage: Eukaryota; Metazoa; Chordata; Aves; Passeriformes; Turdidae
Product: taste receptor type 2 member 40-like
Exons: 1
Coding region: 1-957 (318 amino acids)
Biological process (GO): sensory perception of taste; detection of chemical stimulus involved in sensory perception of bitter taste; G protein-coupled receptor signaling pathway
Cellular component (GO): membrane
Molecular function (GO): bitter taste receptor activity; G protein-coupled receptor activity
Source: RefSeq, a predicted model, not a curated record